AUGGAUAACCAAAGAGAUUCAGUUCAGUAUUCUGUUCAGUAUUCUGAACUGAAUCUUCCCCCAAAGCCAAGGAAACAGCAAAGGAAACCGAAGGGCACUAAAAGCUCCGUUUCAGAAUGUGAACAAGAAAUAACCUAUGCGGAACUGAACCUUCAAAGAGAAGCUCAGGAUUCUCAAGGGGAUGGCAAAGCUUACCACUGCAAAGGUUUACCCUUCCCUCCAGAGAAGCUCAUUGCUGGGAUCCUGGGAAUCAUCUCUCUUGUCCUAAUGUUGACUGUGGUAACCGGACUUGUCAUUGCCUAUACUAAACCACAGAAGCAGAGCAAUUCUUCACAGACUAUCAGAACUCAGAAAGAAUAUCAAUGUGGUCAUUGUCCAGAGGAGUGGUUCACAUAUUCCAACAAUUGUUAUUACACUGGUAAGGAAUUAAAAACUUGGAAUGAGAGUUUGAUGGCCUGUGCUUCUAAGAACUCCACUCUGCUUUACAUAGAUAGUGAAGAAGAAAGGAAAUUUCUGGGAAUCCUGUCAGAGCAUUUCUGGACUGGAGUCUUUCGUAAGAGCAGUGGUCAUCCAUGGGUGUCGAUAAAUGGCUCAACUUUCAAACUUAAAAUAGUAGAAAUAAAAGGUGGUAAACGUAACUGUGCUGUGCUAACCUCACUUAGACUUCAGUCAGAUGAAUGUGGAUCUUCAAUAUGUUUUAUCUGUAAGCGAAAGCUUUGGAAGUAAAGCACCUGAGUUUGGAUUCGACUGUGCAGUUUUAUAUUUUGUGAAAUGGAAGUAUUUUUAUUGAAGAAGUCACGAUGAAUUGUUAUUUCUUUAUAA
Molecule: messenger RNA, 822 nt
Organism: Nycticebus coucang (slow loris)
Lineage: Eukaryota; Metazoa; Chordata; Mammalia; Primates; Lorisidae
Product: NKG2-A/NKG2-B type II integral membrane protein-like
Exons: 6
Coding region: 1-726 (241 amino acids)
Biological process (GO): stimulatory C-type lectin receptor signaling pathway; positive regulation of natural killer cell mediated cytotoxicity
Source: RefSeq, a predicted model, not a curated record